GGUCGUGCUUUUAUUGUGAAAUGUGGGUGUAGGCGGACAGUCGCGCUUCCUCAAACUCUCCCCACCGCAGCCGCCCGUAUUGCGCUUUUCUCUGUGUACCACUCCGUCCUAAGGUAUGGAGUUGCUGCAGGGUCUGGAGGUCUAUAUCCCACCUGAGGCUGAGGUGAAGAGCGUGCCUCUGCUCGCUCUCUCCAGCUCCGUGCGCCGUAAGAUGGGCCUGUCUGCAGGGCUGGACUCCCUCCCAGACUCCCCUCUCUGUAUGUGGAUCAGUCCCGCACUCUUCCAAAGGAAAGGCCAGAAGGACCUGCCCCAGGGCAAAGAUGGGGCCAGGCAGCAGGUGUUGAGUAUGCUCGGCAACCGCCAGGCCUGCCCCAGCUUAACUAAAGGUUAUGGCCAGUGUAAGAUGACCUUUGUGACUGCUCACUCUACAGCAUACAAGGUCCUGAAGGAGACUCUCCCAAUGAUUCCAAACACACGGCUCUGCAGUGCCCCCACAGUCCCUCUGGGGGCACUGCCUGACACUGAACAGGACGCGGUCAUCAUUCACCAGGGUCGAGUUUACCUGUCUGUGAAAAAAGCCAAGAAACGGAUAGCCAGACCUCAUAGCUCUGCUGGAGCCUGCAGUACUGUCACGGGCCAGGUGGCGCCAGUCAUCCACAAUAAGCUCAAGAGGAGGCAGGACUCUCUAUGUGAGGGCACAAAUAAGUCUCAACCCAAACCCUCAGGAAGCCAGCAAAGGGCGACUCAGAGCCAGGGGUCCAGUGCGGUGGCCACUCAAUGCCACAGUGACAGUGUGUGGGCUGGUUGCAGCGACGGAGGCAGCAAGGACCAGGAGCCACCAGAGGAAUCCAGUGAUCAGCGCCUGGGCCUGGCCCUGGCCCCUUACAGCGAUCAGCACAGCCACACUGAGAGCUCCGCGCUUUUGGCCCUUCACAGCUCGGGCUCAAAGAUGAACAUUGACUUUGAUGAGUUGGCGAGCAGAGAGAGGAUCGCUGUGAUAAAGUCCAAAUUGGACUCUCAGUGAACAAAGGGCCAGUGCAUAUUAUAGGUUGUCAUGUUUUUCUAAUUCUGACUUGGUUUGUGGAAACAUGUUGAGCAAAAAAGUAGGGUGCACUGAUCCAGUAUAUCGAAACUAUGGUUUUGGUAGCAGUUGAUAUCAGUAAAUACUCAGUGUAGGGAUUGAAAAUGGCAUUUUCUCUCACAAAAUGGUUAAUUUAUUACAAAAUUGGUUCAGUUGUGUUUUGUAACUGUUAUUUAUCCUGCAAGAACAUUAUGAGAUGUGGUCCUGCAUCAGUCAGUAAAUUAAAGGCCCUACCAGGAUAGUGAUACCAAUACUCGAUCUUACAAAUUUAGCUGGAUCAGUACUAGUAUUUGAUAUUAGUAUUGGUGGCCCAUGUGGUCAUCCUGAAUAGUCUGGUGUACUAUCUUAUGUACAAAUUAUUAUUCCUUGAGUGAUAUUAGUUAGCACAUAGCUGGUUAGCCUCUGCGAUGCCUUUGACCUCUUAAUAUUUGAAUUUUUCAAAAAGUAUGGAAAAAUGAAUGAGAAAUGUACCUCCAGAAUCGACACAGACUUGGAAGUUGGAAGACUAUUGAGCCCAGAUUAUUUAUACCUGUAUAACCUAACUGAAUAAAAAUAAUCUGCCAAUUAUUUUGAAUACAAUAUCACUCCUACAUCUGAUCUUUGUCACUUUAGUUUGUGUUUAAAAAGAAAAAAAAAUGCUGUGAAACUGCUUGCUUCUCCAUAGAUUAGGUAGGUAGACUCCAUGUAACUUUUCCUGGAGGUGAGCUCCAUAGAGAACUUGUGUUUAAAAAAUUUGGCUUUAAUUAUUUGGUUAUCUCUUUCCUUUGCUCGUCUACUCAUUGAAAGAAAGUGUAUGUUUGACAAAAGCUUUGUUUGAACAGAUAAUUACAUUCAGAUUUUAUAGAAAAUAGGUAAUAUAUUAUUGUAAAGCACACAAAAUACUGGGUCCUUUUUCACAAUAAACCUCUUUAUUUUGGAUGACUUC
Messenger RNA from Periophthalmus magnuspinnatus, 2006 nucleotides. RefSeq lists its product as uncharacterized. NCBI's taxonomy places the organism in Eukaryota, Metazoa, Chordata, Actinopteri, Gobiiformes, Gobiidae. Bases 116 to 1024 code for a protein of 302 amino acids. The transcript is spliced from 4 exons. The record is from RefSeq and is a predicted model, not a curated record.